This is a messenger RNA of Stegastes partitus (bicolor damselfish), 3587 nucleotides long. It is a transcript of the gene smc5, whose product is annotated as structural maintenance of chromosomes 5. The record is from RefSeq and is a predicted model, not a curated record. NCBI's taxonomy places the organism in Eukaryota, Metazoa, Chordata, Actinopteri, Pomacentridae. Gene Ontology annotation, molecular function: single-stranded DNA binding. Gene Ontology annotation, cellular component: nucleus; Smc5-Smc6 complex. The transcript is spliced from 24 exons. Bases 71 to 3298 code for a protein of 1075 amino acids. Gene Ontology annotation, biological process: double-strand break repair via homologous recombination.
UCAGCACAGCGCGCGAACCUGGCGGAUCCAGUGCCCGUGGGUCACCGGCAGGCUCGCGGUUCUGGUCACCAUGGCAUCGUUCAGCAAGAAGCGGCGGCUCCUUCAUGGCAUCGGCAGCUCAGAGAGCUCCAGAAGGACAAUGUUCGCGGCCAGUCAGAGCGGCGCGACCGACGGAGAAGGCCGGUUUGUGGAGGGAGCCAUCCUCCGCAUCACCAUGAAAAACUUCCUGACCUAUGAUUACUCUGAGGUGUAUCCUGGACCUAAUCUCAACAUGAUUAUUGGAGCCAAUGGAACUGGCAAGUCCAGCAUUGUGUGUGCCAUCUGUCUGGGUCUGGCUGGAAAAACUGCUGUUCUGGGCAGAGGUGACAAGGUUGGGCUCUACGUCAAACGUGGGAUGAAUAAAGGCUAUGUUGAGAUUGAACUGUACAAGAGCGGUGGCAAUGUCGUGAUUAACAGAGAGAUCCACGUGGAGAACAAUCAGUCGCUGUGGAUGAUGAACGGGAGACACUGCAACCAGAAAACGGUGGAGGAGGAGGUCAAGGCCCUGCGUAUCCAAGUCAGCAACCUCUGCCAGUUUCUGCCUCAGGAGAAAGUGGGAGAGUUUGCCAAGAUGUCCAAAAUCGAGUUGCUGGAGGCCACUGAGAAAUCGGUGGGACCGCCAGAGAUGUACGAGUACCACUGUGAGCUGAAAAACUUCCGCAACAAGGAGAGAGAACUGGAGAACGUUGUGAAGGAGAAGGCAAGCUUCCUGGAGAAGGCCAAGCAGAGGAAUGAGAGGAACAAGCAUGAUGUCAACCGUUACUACGAAAGGAAAAGGCACCUGGAUGUGAUCGAGUUACUUGACAAAAAGAAACCGUGGGUGGAGUACGAAACGACCCGUAAGGAGCUCGAGGGUGUGAAGAAGGAGCGUGAAGAGGCCAAGAGGCAGCUUUUAGCACUGAAACAAGCUCACGCACCCAUGCUGAGGAAAAUCCAGCUGAUUGACAACCAGCUGCAGCCUACAGAGGCCCAAAUAAAGGCCAAGACUGCUGCCAUCAAAGAAGCCUCUCUGAAGUGCAAACAGAAACAAGAUCAGCUGGACCGAAAACACAAAGAGAUUGACGACAUUAAACAAACGCUCAAACUGAAGCAGAUGGAGGAGGAGGACCACCAGAAGCGGAUCAGCAACACCAAACGGAUCAUCGAGGACUUGAAGGUAGAGCUGGCCAAAGUUGGCGACCAACCAGACGUGACCCCGCGCAUCAAUGCCGUCAACGUUGAGCUGAGGCGCAUCCAAGAGGAUAGAGCCAAGAUCGAAGGAGAAAAGGCUGACCUGCGCAGGGAGAGGGACAAUCUCUUUGCCGAGUCCAAAAAGCUGGAGAGGAAGCUCAAUGACAUGAACAACAUGAUGAAUGUCAAAGAGGAGAAGCUGCGAGGACGCCACAGGGACACACAUGCUGCCCUCCAGUGGCUCAGGCAAAACAAAGAAAAGUUUAAAGGAAACGUCCAUGAGCCCAUGAUGCUGGUGAUCAAUGUGAAGGAUCCUCGCUUUGCCAAGUAUGUGGAGAACCACAUCUCAUUCCAUGACCUUCGGGCGUUUGUCUUCCAGAGGAAAGACGACAUGGAGAAGUUCAUGACUGAGGUCCGUGACAAGAUGAACUUGAAGGUGAACUCCAUUUGUGCUCCGGAGCAGUCGUGUUCCAAGCGAGCACCUUCCCGAAACAUCGAGUCCUUGAGACUUUUUGGGUUCUUCACUUACCUCCGUGAGAUGUUUGACGCCCCUGAUGAGGUGAUGAGUUACCUCUGUCACCAGUACAAGGUGCACGAUGUGCCAGUGGGCAACGAUCAGACCAAAUCCAUGAUUAAAACGGUGAUUGAGGAGCCCUACCUCCGGGUGUUGUACACAACAGAGGAGCGAUACACCGUGAAAAGGUCCUUUUACUCCAACCACAUCAGCACCAGUAACUCUGCCGUGCACUCCUCCCAGUAUCUCUCCAUCGCUGUGGAUGCUGAGGAGAGACGGCAGCUGGAGCAGCAGAUGAAGGCCUGUGAGUCAAAGCUGAAAGACAUCGAUGAACGGAUGAAGGCCCUGCAGAAGGACGCUGCCGCACUGGACCGACGUGACAAUGAGCUGUUGGCAGAGAAGAAGCAUCUCUCUGAGCUGAAGGGCAAAAAGAGACAACUGGAGCAAAAAAUCAGCACCAAGCAGGACAGUCUGAAGCAGAUGGAGCACAGUGUUAUUGACCUGAAGAAGGUCGAGGAGGAAACCAAAGAGAAGAUUGCAGCUGUCAAUUCCCAGAAGGUGACCAUUGUCGGUGUGUUCAUGGCCCAGAUGAAGCUGAGAGCCAAGCUGACCAUGGAGAAAGUGCACCUGGCUUUGGAGACAGUGGGGCUGACAGCAGAGAAGACAAAGCUGGAGAGUGACUGCAGAGAACGUGCUUCUGAGCUGAAGACCACUGAUCAAAAAUGCAGCCGACUGGAGCAGAGGAAGGUCCAGCUGACAGAACAAUGCAAAGGCCUGCUGAAGAGAGCGCAGGCCACCUGUAGGAUGCAGCCUGACCAGUCGUUACCUGAAGACCUGCGUAACGCUUUCAGCAAGCUGCCCAGCACGCUGGACGAGAUCGAGGCCAUGCUGAACGAGGAGCGGUCCAGAGCCGAGUGCUUCACGGGCCUUAGUGAGAAUGUUGUUGACGAGUACAACAGGAGAGAGCAGGAGAUCAAACAUCUGGAGAAAGAGCUGGAGGAGAAGAGCAACGAGCUGAACGCCUACCGACAGAACAUAUCAGAGGCUAAGGAGCGCUGGCUGAACCCUCUGAAGCAGCUGGUUGAACAGAUCAAUGACAAGUUCAGCAACUUCUUUCACUCCAUGCAGUGUGCAGGAGAGGUCGACCUGCACUCAGAGAACGAGGAGGAGUAUGAUAAGUACGGCAUCCGGAUCCGGGUGAAGUUCCACAGCAGCACUCAGCUCCACGAGCUGACGGCUCACCAUCAGAGCGGAGGAGAGCGCAGCGUCUCCACCAUGCUUUACCUCAUGGCCCUACAGGAGCUCAACCGCUGUCCCUUCAGAGUGGUGGACGAGAUCAACCAGGGGAUGGAUCCUGUGAAUGAGAGGAGAGUCUUUGACAUCGUGGUUCGCACAGCCUGCAAAGAGACGACAUCCCAGUACUUCUUCAUCACACCAAAACUGCUGCAAAACCUUCAGUACGCCGACGAGAUGACGGUUCUCUGCGUCCACAACGGCCCCCACAUGCUUUCCCCCAGCGAAUGGGACGAGAAGGCUUUCAUCAGACGCUACGUCAAAAGAAAAGCCAGGGCGUGAAUCCAGUUCAGCUUCUCAAACAUGACAAAGAAAUGGUGUUUAGGCUGUUUAUUUCAUAUGCUAUAGGGUCUAUACACUUUUGACAGAGAAUAUUUUCAUGUUGUACUGGAAAGUGUGCCAAAUGUUCACGUUUUUUUUAAGGAUGAACUUUUAUAAAAUAGGUUUAUUGAAAGCAGAACUGUAUUUGUAAUUUCACUGUUUGCACAUGUUCCUAGUUUCAUCCGUUUCCAUAACAGCCCAUAUGCACAUGUUUAUAUAUUUAAAUAAAAUGUUCUGUUUCUGUACUGUA